AUGAGGACUUUGUGUAUUUUGUUUCUCGGAUUAACCUUCCUUAUUUAUGAAAGUCAGACAGGCAAGCUACCUGCACCAGUAUGUCAGUUCCGGCAACCAGUAGACAUCCUUCUAGUAGUUGGAGAUACGAGAACAACUCUACGUUACAGUCUUGGUCGGACAGUAAUCGCACCAGGCGUCACUAGCUUCAUCUACAACAUGCUCCGACUAUUCUCUUUCCGACUGGAACGAGCCGGUAUCAUGGCGUUCAGCGAUACACCUAGAGUUAUAGCUCCACUGAGUAACAACUUUAAUUUCAUCAAUCAACGCAUGAUGUGGUGGAAACCAGAAUUCCGUGGCACGCAGACGUACAGAGCACUGUUUAACGUCAGAAACUAUUUCCGCCUUAGAAGCAGACGUCAAAGUAAGAAGAUCGCCAUUUUGAUGGUUGAUGGUUGUUCCGAUCAAACAGAUCUGACAGUCCAGCAAGCCGAGUUGGCCCGUCAAGAGGGCAUCACCAUAAUAUCUAUGGGUUUCUCUAACAAUGUAAACAGUACAGAACUACAAAAGAUCUCAGGAGAUAGUCGGUAUGUGUUUGGAGUCACCAAUGACCUUUUCCUGUCCUCGUUAAUUCCCACUAUAAUGAACACCAUCUGUGCAAUUGGCAAUGAAGUUUUGAUCUCCUCUCCAUCCACCAGCCCGAUAACAAGUCCAGUAACCAGUCCCACGCCUCCCGCUCCGCUCGCUGAGUUGAUCCUGAUUAUGGACGAUUCUGAAAGCACCCGAGAUUUUUCCGGAAUUAAGUAUAACUACAAUAGACAGAUAGGAGAAUUCGUCAAGACCAUUACCGUCAACAUGAACCUAGAGACCUGCCAUCUUGGAAUUAUCAUGGUUAGUGACACCGCCCGGGUAUUAGUCAACCUCGGCACCAACUUGCCAACCAUGACGUCUGCUUUUGGCGAGUUCGCGCCAGAAUUUCUAGGAACCAAUACAGUAGAGGGAUACAAAUCUGCUACCACCAUGUUUGCCACAAUGUCGUCUGCGAAUUCCACAACCAGACGAUACUUGGUGCUCGUGACAGACGGCGUUCCCAUGGAUACGUCUGACAUUACUCAAUAUACCAAAUCACUUGAAGACAAGGGAGUUAACUUGGGGCUUUUAGCUUUCAACACAUUUCAUGGAUUGGUAAUGACGACUGCUGAUAAGACAGCAUUUUUGCAGAAUUCGUCAUGGUAUCUGACUGCUCAGUCUAACACUUUAGUCGACAGAGCCAAAGACAUAGCAGGCGUCGUCUGUCCAUGA
Messenger RNA from Lottia gigantea (owl limpet), 1281 nucleotides. RefSeq lists its product as hypothetical. The transcript is spliced from 4 exons. Bases 1 to 1281 code for a protein of 426 amino acids. The record is from RefSeq and is a predicted model, not a curated record. Lineage: Eukaryota; Metazoa; Mollusca; Gastropoda; Lottiidae.